AUGGCUUCCGACGGAGAGAAGGUUGAAUUGGAGGCUGUGCCCCUCAAAUCCGACACUGACGCUCCAGCUGAGCCUGAGACCAAGACUGAGGCUCCAGUUGCCCCAAAGAAGACAUGGUUCUUCUCGAAGAAAACCACGAAGAAAACCGAGGAAAACGAGGAGAAAUCGGCUGAAGAAGGGACUGCUGGAGAGGAGAAAAAGGAAUGCUGCAAGAAGAAGUGUUGGUGGCGUCGCGAGAAAGGAGAGAAAAGUGAAGAUCAACAGAAAGCAGAACAUAUCUCGAUUGGGAUCAAUUUGGUGGACAGAGAUGAGAAGCAAAUCAAUGAUCACGUCAAGUUCGGUUUCGAGGAUAUCUUUGGCGAGGCUGACUCGGCUCAUUCAUGGGAUUGCAUUUGGCGUUUAGUCUACCGAAUCUUCACAUGGACUCGUCUUUUCGUCUAUCGUUUGGGUGCUCUUUUGAUCGGUAUCCCAGCGGCAAUCGUGUUCGGCAUUCUUUUCGCGCUUUUCACUGUUCUCAACGUGUUCGCCUGUGUGCCACUGGGCAAAUUGUUGACCAUUCCAGCUACUUGGAUUGCUAAGACUUGGAAGUUCAUCAUCGAAGCUAUUUUGGACCCAGUUCACCGUUCGAUUGGACUCGUCUGGUCAAGGAUCACCACCCGAACCUACGGAAUCAACUCUCAGCCAACCGACAUGGCGAUCGCC
Messenger RNA from Mesorhabditis belari, 702 nucleotides. The record is from the annotation of a GenBank genome assembly. Lineage: Eukaryota; Metazoa; Nematoda; Chromadorea; Rhabditida; Rhabditidae.